UUCCUCUUUAAAGCCGCCACUACGAGCACAAGGGUUUGGACGGCCUAGCUAGCGUUCAAGCAAGAAGGCACGAGCGAGGAUGAGAAGGACGCAUAGUUUGUACUCCCACUUCCUCGUCGCGAGGAGAACGGUCCCGCCUUGCUCUGGAAUUUCUAGCUGUAGAGUCGCCUGCGAGCAGAAACUCGUAUCCUCCGCGCUUUAUAGCUCCGCCACCGCUUUCGAUCUCAAUCGAUGUUGGUUGCCUCUACGGUUUCCGUUUGCAUCUACGGCGUCAAAUUCGAUCAAGGCUGGCGUGGCGGGAGCUCUGUCAUUUUCUUUUGCUCUGUCGACGGCAGUGGAGGCGAAGGAGCCACCUUCCCCAGAGCUCUUGCCGAAAGAUGUGGUUCUUUACCAGUACGAGGCUUGUCCGUUUUGCAACAAAGUUAAAGCAUUUUUGGACUAUCAUGAUAUACCAUAUAAGGUUGUGGAAGUAAACCCUUUCAGUAAAAAGGAAAUCAAAUGGUCUGACUAUAAGAAGGUUCCAAUUCUAGUGGUGGACGGUGAACAGCUUGUUGACUCCUCAGAUAUAAUUGACAAGUUAAGCCACAUGAUCCAUCCUAAGAACAAAGUCGUUGAUGAGGAAGAGACAAAGUGGCGUAGGUGGGUUGAUGAACACCUUGUACAUGUCUUAUCUCCAAACAUAUACCGUACUACUUCUGAGGCUUUGGAGUCAUUCAACUACAUUACUACUCAUGGCAACUUCAGUUUUACUGAGAGGUUAACUACAAAGUAUGCUGGGGCUGGAGUGAUGUACAUGGUGUCCAAGAAACUGAAGAAGAAGUAUGGCAUCACUGAUGAGCGUGCUGCUUUGUAUGAUGCAGCACAAACAUGGACAAAAGCUAUUGACGGCAGAGAUUUUCUUGGCGGCUCCAGGCCUAAUCUUGCAGACCUUGCUGUCUUUGGUGUUCUUAGACCAAUUCGCCAUCUGAAGGCUGGUAGGGAUAUGGUUGAGAACACUAACAUUGGUGAGUGGUACCAAAGAAUGGAAGCAGUUGUUGGAGAUUCUUCACGUCUCCCGGCCUAAGAAGCCAACAUUUUGUAUUAACCAAUUUUUAUGCACAGCCAGCGUGGCUCAGUUGAGUUGCUGAAAUUUUGGCUAAUAUUUGAGUUGCGGCAUAUAUAUAUACAAUAUGUGGCUGUUUGGCGCAUUUGUUUGAUUGAUAGCUGGGUCUGGUACGUAUGCGAUUUAUAGACAUUAAAAUUAGUCUACUUGCAGCCAUUUACUUUAUUUUUUAUACUAUAUGAUCUUGUAUACAUUCACUGAAAUUAUUCCCCAAAUAAGAUUCAAAAAUGCUUUUUUAUGUA
Dendrobium catenatum is the source of this 1344-nucleotide messenger RNA. RefSeq names its product prostaglandin E synthase 2. The transcript is spliced from 6 exons. NCBI's taxonomy places the organism in Eukaryota, Viridiplantae, Streptophyta, Magnoliopsida, Asparagales, Orchidaceae. The record is from RefSeq and is a predicted model, not a curated record. Gene Ontology annotation, molecular function: prostaglandin-E synthase activity. The coding region runs from base 80 to 1063 and encodes 327 amino acids. Gene Ontology annotation, cellular component: mitochondrion.